This is a messenger RNA of Felis catus (domestic cat), 2306 nucleotides long. It is a transcript of the gene IFRD1, whose product is annotated as interferon related developmental regulator 1. NCBI's taxonomy places the organism in Eukaryota, Metazoa, Chordata, Mammalia, Carnivora, Felidae. The coding region runs from base 898 to 2103 and encodes 401 amino acids. Gene Ontology annotation, cellular component: nucleus. The transcript is spliced from 12 exons. The record is from RefSeq and is a predicted model, not a curated record.
UAACCUCGGGCAGCCUGGGAUUUGUAGUUCCUUCCCUUUAGACAUUUGUGUUGGCUGGGCGCUUUAGUUGGCUGGCGAACUACAAUUCCCAGCGUGCCCUGGCGACAGUACCUCGCGCGAUUUGGAUCUGGCUUUCGAGCCGAACUCAGGCACCGGCCGUGGGGGCGGGGAGGGGGCGAAUAGGUCCUAGGGUCUGAGAGUGGGUCGGAGUCCGGGGUGAAGGGUUGCUGGGCGGGAGAGGCACUCUUUUCAGAAGCUGGUGCUUGCUCUUCAGAGCUCGCCCUGACGGAGGGUGGGGCCGAGUUAGGAUUUGCGUCUGGGCUGUCAGUGGUCGUCUUUGACCCCCCGACUCCAACAUGGAGUUCUCGGGAAUGCUAAACGUCCGGCGGGUUUGGCCGGGUUCUAGCGUCACGAGGCCUGGACCCUGAGCUGUGGGGCCGACGUGACGCAGAGGCGCACGUGUGGCAUCCCGUUCCGCUGCCUUCCUGGGCAUCCCGCGUGUCCCAUCUGGCUGGGCGCAGGCGUAGGCGGCUUGGGGCCACUGUCCCAGCCUAGGCUCUAUUCCUACCCCUGACUGGCACCUGCAGAAAUCCCGAGCCCCCUCCUCCUCUUGUGGCCAGACGGUCCAGGCGACCUCCUCCCCGGGGCAGAAGUCGCGUUCUCCUUUGUGCUGCGUUCUAUAGGUUCUGUGCUCUGAGGCCGGAAUAGGCGGGGUGGCGAGGAGCUCUGAUUGCAGUUGGCCAAAAGUUUAGGUUUUUGUGUUCUCACAGCAAAGGUGAAGCUUUUCUUGAAUGGGUAGAUGCUUCAAUGAAUUAAUGAUUCUGUGCUACUAACUAUAGGGGUGGCCAGCAUCGAAAUGUUCAACCUUUUAGUGAUGAGGAUGCAUCGAUUGAAACAAUGAGCCAUUGCAGUGGUUACAGCGAUCCUUCCAGCUUUGCUGAAGAUGGACCAGAAGUCCUUGAUGAGGAAGGAACUCAAGAAGACUUAGAGUACAAAUUGAAGGGAUUCAUUGACCUGACCCUGGAUAAGAGUGCGAAGACCAGGCAGGCAGCUCUUGAAGGUAUUAAAAAUGCACUGGCUUCAAAAAUGCUUUAUGAAUUUAUUCUGGAAAGAAGAAUGACUUUGACUGACAGCAUUGAACGCUGCCUGAAAAAAGGUAAGAGUGAUGAGCAGCGUGCGGCUGCAGCACUAGCAUCUGUUCUGUGUAUUCAGUUGGGCCCUGGGAUCGAAAGUGAAGAAGUUUUGAAAACUCUUGGACCAAUCCUAAAGAAAAUAAUUUGUGAUGGAACAGCUAGUAUCCAGGCUAGGCAAACUUGUGCAACUUGCUUUGGUGUUUGCUGUUUUAUUGCUACAGAUGACAUUACUGAGCUGUAUUCAACUCUGGAAUGUUUGGAAAAUGUCUUCACCAAGUCCUACCUCAAAGAGAAAGACACUAAUGUUAUUUGCAGCACCCCUAAUACAGUGCUUCACAUCAGCUCGCUUCUCGCAUGGACAUUAUUAUUGACCAUAUGCCCGAUCAGUGAAGUGAAGAAAAAGCUUGAGAUGCAUUUCCAUAAACUUCCAAGCCUCCUGUCUUCUGAUGAUGUAAACAUGAGAAUAGCUGCUGGUGAAUCUUUGGCACUUAUGUUUGAAUUGGCCAGAGGGAUGGAGAGUGACUUUUUUUAUGAAGACAUGGAGUCUUUGACUCAGAUGCUUAGGGCUUUGGCUACAGAUGGAAACAAGCACCGUGCCAAAGUGGACAAGAGAAAGCAGCGGUCCGUGUUCAGAGACAUCCUGAGGGCAGUGGAGGAACGGGAUUUUCCAACAGAAACUGUUAAAUUUGGUCCUGAACGUAUGUAUAUUGAUUGCUGGGUCAAAAAACAUACCUAUGACACCUUUAAGGAAGUUCUUGGUUCAGGAAUGCAGUACCAUUUGCAGUCAAAUGAAUUCCUUCGUAAUGUAUUUGAACUUGGACCCCCAGUGAUGCUUGAUGCUGCAACACUUAAAACCAUGAAGAUUUCACGUUUUGAAAGGCAUCUGUAUAAUUCUGCAGCCUUCAAAGCUCGAACAAAAGCUCGAAGCAAAUGUCGAGAUAAGAGAGCAGAUGUUGGAGAAUUCUUCUAGAUUUUUGGCACUUGAAGAUCACUUUCUAAUUUUUUUUUUUUUUUUUGUAAUUUCUAACAUAUUUAAACUAGAGAUCGUUUUUAUCUUGGGUUAACAUAGAUGGCUUUUAUAGCAGGGGUUAUAAUUUAAUGUACAAUAUUGCAAAUGGUGAGUUCUGGUUAUUGAAUAUUCUCUAAAUAUAAUCAGUAAACAUAAAUAAAGUA